Molecule: messenger RNA, 3262 nt
Organism: Drosophila bipectinata
Lineage: Eukaryota; Metazoa; Arthropoda; Insecta; Diptera; Drosophilidae
Product: tetratricopeptide repeat protein 14 homolog
Molecular function (GO): protein binding
Source: RefSeq, a predicted model, not a curated record
AAAUUUCCGGCAACAUUAUCGGAGCAACACGACUUGGCCGAAAAUAUUUAAUAUUUUUUGCUAAAAAAUUACAAUAUUGAUUAAAAUAUUGUGAAAAACAAGGAAAAGGCAGAGCUAUCGUUGGUCAAAGUUCACAACACAAUAAUAAUAAGUGGCACCCUCUUUAAAAGGUUGAAGUUUUCUUAUCGUCUUCCUUUUCCAAUCGGCUCCCGAAAAAAAAGGAAAAAAUAUACAAAUGUUCUAGGAAGUAGAAACGAAAGAGUUCAAAAUGAACUUUGAGUAUAUUGGCCACGCCUUGGGCUACCAUGGGCAGCCAAUGCAAAAGAUUUGGGAUGACGAAAGGGGCGUGGACGACUUGCGGCUGAUGGGACUCACCCAGGUGAACUACAGCGUCUACCUGGAGCGCCAGAAGUACUUGACCUUCCAAGAGCGGGCCAAGCGCCUCAAGAUGCACCAGUUCCUGGCCAGAAAGGCUACCGAUCUCUAUGAUCGCAGCCUGGUGGCCAAUACUAUGGAGGAUAAAGUUCUGGCCCAAGGCAAGAGUAGUAUGGUAGUUCAGCCACCCUACGAGUUCUUCCUGUCGCCGAAAGAUAGACACAAGGCUUGGACGCAACGCCUGGAAUCUCUGAAGCAGGGUGACAUCAUAUACGCCUCGGUGAUAAAGGUGACCUCUACAGUUCGGCUCAUGGUAAAGCCGCUGUGCACUGCUGAGCCCGUUUGUUCCUACUUGGCUGACAUACCCAUAAAAGCCCUAAUCAUUCAGGACUACUGGGGACCUCUGCCACUGGACAAGCAGGGUAAUCCGCGCCCCUUCACAGUCAACGACAUUCUGCGCUGCGAAGUUUGCAACAUCUCCGCGGAAACGGAGCGAGUUACUCUCAACAUGAUCGGAAUGUACAACAAGUCACCGGACUUGAAGUUGGGGCUCUGCAGUAUUGAGGACUUGCCAAAAUACUACAAGAAAAUACACAAUUCUGAGCAUCCAUCAGCGGUGCACUAUGAGGAUCGACUCACCGCCGCUCUGGAGUUCCAGAACCCCAACUGCGACGCCCUCUUCCAAAUGAACGGUCUGCAACCGAAUGAGAACCUCACCCUAAUGAGCCACUUGAAAGCCGGCUUUCCAGAUGCAGAAUACGCCACGGAACUGCGACAGAAACAGGCCUCCCAAUGGGCAUUCCGCUCCGUGGCUGAUGGCAUUGAGCACUUUAAGAACGGCCAGCAGGUCGAGGCCUUUCAGUGCCUGAACAAGGCCCUGACCAUUGAUCCGCGCAAUGUUGAAGGCCUUGUGGCGCGUGGGGCUCUGUACGCCAACCGCGGCAGCUUCCUCAAGGGGCUGCAGGACUUCGAGAAGGCGCUCCACCUUAACAAGUAUCAUGUGAAUGCGCGCAAAUACAUGGGCGAGACGCUGGUUGCCCUGGGUCGCAGCUACGAGGAGGAGAACCGCAUCCCCGAUGCGGUGAAAGCCUACACCGACUGCCUCAACUUGCUGCCGCAGCAUGAGGAGGCGCGUCAGUCUCUGGAUCUACUGCAGCGCCCCCAGUUCCCAGGGCCGAGCGGUAGUGGCGUUGUAAGUGGGGACGGUAAGCCUAGACUAAGUACCGCGCCUGGCGGACACUCUUCAGACGAGUCCAGUUCCUCGAGUGGCAGUGAAAGUGAAACCGAAGAUCAGACAACCAAAGGAAAGGUUAACUUUAAUAAACCCUUCUAUGCCCAGUCCCAGGCGAAGGGUGGGGACAAGCUGGCGGUUAUUGAUGCCCAGAAGGCCAACGAGUUCCGACUGGACGAUGACGAGACCGUGUCCAGUGUUCGCAAGCUGCUCCGCGAGGCCAGCAAGCACAAGAAGGCAAAGAAAAAGGGGAAGAAGAAAAAGGACAAGAAGGAGAAGGAGAAGAAGCCCAAGACAAAGACCAAGGAGGAGGAUCCCCUGGAAACGCUCAAGAAGCUUGACUUUAACGAGGCCUACAGGCUCAUGAGCAGCGCCGGAAAUGAGGCAGAACUGAAGGCCAAACUGAAGAACUACUUGCAACAACAAGGUGGCGGUGGCGGUGGCGUUGCCGGUGACCGUGAUUCCCCUCCGCCUGCCCCACCGUCUCUCAAAAAGACAACCGCUUUUGAAAAGCGAGCCAACUUUGACGACAUGGGACCCAGCACUUCCCGCCAUGCGGUGGCCAAUUCCGUAUUGAACAACGAGGAACCACCUCCGCCACCAAAGUUCCAGGAGGUACGGAAGCCCCCGCAACCGGCAACCAAACUUUCGUUCCAAAUCAAGAAGCGUCCGUUGCAAAUGGAUAAGUUUGGACUGAUUCGUCUCGCUGCCCCGCCUGAGGGAAUGCCAACAAGUCGGAGCGGCAGUUCCCGCAGUCGUACCAGGAGUCGCAGCCGCAGCCGGAGUCGUUCGCGCCAUCAUCGGCGUCGUCGUGAUUCACGGCGUCGCAGCUCUUCGCCGAAGCGUAGAAACCGUCAUCGGUCACCAUCCAGGUCCCGCACUCGCUCCCGAUCGAGAUUCCGCUCUCGGUCAAGGUCUCGCAGAAAUCGCAGCAUCUCGAGGUCGCGAUCGCGCAGCCGCUCCCGUUCUCCUCCUCCAAAACGCUAUGGGAGGGGCCGAUUUGUUAAUCGCCGGUCACGCUCUAGAUCACCACAUCGUUGGAAUGCUCGGUCACCGUUUGUGAAACGGCGCACUCCCUCGCCUUUCGAUCCCAACCGUUCGCCCUCGCACUCACCCGCGUCCCGACAUCGUCGCCACCGUUCCCCAUCCCGAUCUCGUUCGCGUUCUAGGAACCGCUCGCGCAGCUACAGUCCGUACCGCUAUUCGGGACGCUUUCAACAUUGGGGUCGGGGUCGAGGUCGUGGUCGUGGUCGCGGGCGAUUCAACAACCGAAAUGCUUGGUAUAACCGGGAUGCUCGCUCAGGCUCGGACUCGGAUCCAAAUGGUAGGGACAGAAAGAGGAGUUCAUCGCCGGAAAAACAAUCCCCACCGCAGAGUUCGGACAGACGAACUGCUAGUGCAGGUGGUGAUGAGAAAACUGAACUGAUCAAGGAUACCGCCAGCAAGGAUUAGGGCCAUAGGAGCUGCCCAUAAACAUAAACAUUAACUUAGAUGUAUAGGGUUCCUUUCAGGUGUAAGAAUUACCUUAAUACUUAAUUUUGACAUUUACGAUUUGCGAAAUUUGUGAAAACAAUACCAAUAUCGAUGUUCAGAAACCAACUAAUAAAGAAGCUUUCGAAGCAAACUUUUGGCAUUAAAUGAUAAUCCUUAAAAAAA